Molecule: messenger RNA, 1617 nt
Organism: Exserohilum turcica Et28A
Lineage: Eukaryota; Fungi; Ascomycota; Dothideomycetes; Pleosporales; Pleosporaceae
Exons: 2
Coding region: 1-1617 (538 amino acids)
Biological process (GO): protein dephosphorylation
Molecular function (GO): protein serine/threonine phosphatase activity
Source: RefSeq, a predicted model, not a curated record
AUGCAAUACCGAGCACUGACAGGUGCGCUGGUGGCUGCCGCCGUCGCCUCUGGUGCCUUCUAUGCCAUCAACGGCAACCGGUCGACGAACCACUCGCAUUCCCCCGCGGACCAGGCCAAGAACCUCACGAGCGCCAUAGGCAGUGAGCAGACCAGAAAGGCGCUUGUCGUGGGCCCUGGAGAGCUAUACACGGGCACCAUUACGGGCACAGCCCCCAUCUCCAAAGAGACGGAUGACUACGGCAGAAAGGUGCUGGAGAUGCUGGACCCAGAGCAAGCCACAGCCAAGCUGAGGAAGAACGAGGAGUCGUGGCUGGUGGGAAGGGGACAGGGGGUGGUGCGAUACGACGUUGUGCAGAUACCCAGCAACGACCCCAUUGAAGACGACCAUGCGGAGAAGAUUAUUGAAGUCCCGUCCAAUCUGGCGGCUACCGACAACGGCGCGCCUGCCAGCGACUGGAUGUUCUGGGGCGUAUUCGACGGUCACAGUGGCUGGGUUACGUCUGCCAAACUCCGUCAAACGCUCAUCUCUUACGUCGCGCGCGAGCUGAACACGACAUACAAAGCCGCUCUCGAAGACCCAUCACUACAUUUUCCCAACCCGGACGCCAUCGACCGAGCAAUCAAGACUGGCUUCACCAAGCUGGACAACGAGAUUGUGCACGAGUCUGUCAAGAAGGUGCGCAAGGCCCAGUCCAAGGUGGCCGCCGCUGAGCUGCUUGCACCCGCGCUAUCUGGCUCGUGCGCUCUUCUUUCCUUCUACGACAGCCGUUCGAAGCUCCUGCGAGUGGCGUGCACUGGAGACUCGCGCGCGAUUCUCGGCCGACGUGGUGCCAAUGGCAAAUGGACCGCAACCCCGCUAUCCGAAGAUCAGACGGGUGGAACUACCAGCGAAGCAGAGCGGUUGCGCAGGGAGCAUCCUGGCGAACCCAACGUAGUCCGAAAUGGCCGCAUUCUCGGCGGACUGGAACCAUCUCGUGCUUUUGGCGACGCAUACUACAAAUGGUCGCUCGAGACCAACGCCGAGUUGAAAAAGUCGUAUUUCGCACGAACACCUUCGGCACUACUCAAGACACCUCCCUAUGUUACUGCUGAGCCCGUCAUCACCACAACCAAGGUGGAGCCGGAAAAGGGCGACUUUGUCGUCAUGGCUACGGACGGCUUGUGGGAAAUGCUGACCAAUGAGGAGGUUGUUGGUCUGGUGGGCCAGUGGCUCGAUGCUCAGGGCAACCCAGGUGGCCAAGGGUCGCAAACGCAAUCAUGGCUCAAGAGUUGGUGGUCUAGCCAGCAGCUCCCAGUCGAGCAGGCAGCAGGUGAAAAGGGAGAGGGCCAGCGGGCGCCCAUCCGUCAGCAGCAGUGGGGCACCAAGACGAGCCUCAACGAGCGGUUCGUGGUGGAAGACAAGAAUGCAGCUACCCAUCUUGUGCGCAACGCGCUGGGAGGAAAGGACCAAGAUCAACUGAGUGCUCUGCUCACGCUGCCGAGUCCGUUUUCUCGGCGGUACCGGGACGACUUGACGGUAGAAGUCAUCUUCUUUGGCGAAGGGGCCAGCACGGGCAACGUGACUCGAAACCAAGAGGCGAGCGCUGCAGAGCCUGAGGUCAAGUCCAAGCCGUAG